This is a messenger RNA of Prosopis cineraria, 1525 nucleotides long. Its product is annotated as pentatricopeptide repeat-containing protein At1g62670, mitochondrial-like. The coding region runs from base 243 to 1523 and encodes 426 amino acids. The transcript is spliced from 2 exons. NCBI's taxonomy places the organism in Eukaryota, Viridiplantae, Streptophyta, Magnoliopsida, Fabales, Fabaceae. The record is from RefSeq and is a predicted model, not a curated record. Gene Ontology annotation, molecular function: protein binding.
UGAAGAUCGGAUCCCAGCAUGCGACACAAUACACAUCACGGAACAGCGGCUUUGUCCGGGAAAUUGCAAUUGUGUUUCAGGUAAAAACGUUCGAUUUUCAUAGGCUGACCUUCUUGAGUUUCCCGUCGGCGGCUACCUUCCGCCCCUCUGUUUGGGGAUCUCACUGCUCCGGCGAACAUGUGCAUAUCUUUAAGGUGGGUCAGGUGUACUCUGCUUUCUCAGUAUUGGGGAAGAUUCUCAAGAUGGGUUUUCAACCGAAUAUUAUAAACUUGACUACACUGAUUAAAGGACUCUGUGUUAGUAACAAGGUUGGGGAAGCACUAGACUUUCACGAGGAGUUAAUGGCUAAAGGAUUUCAGUUAAAUGAAGUCAGUUAUGGAACCUUAAUCCAUGGGUUGUGCAAAACAAAGAGAACAAGAUCUGCCAUUGAGUUGCUGGAAAAGAUGAAGGGGCUUGGAAUUAAGCCUAAUGUGGUUAUGUACAACACGAUAAUUGAUGGUUUUUGCAAGGAUGGGCAAACGUAUGAGGCCCGUGAUUUAUGUUCUAAAAUGAUUGAUUGUGGAAUUUUACCAAAUAAUGUCACUUACAACUCACUUGCCCACGGUUUCUAUAGUAUGGGCAAAUGGCAAGAAGCUACUCAAUUGCUCCUUGAAAUGGUAUUGAAAGACAUCAAACCUGAUGUUUAUACCUUUAGCAUACUGGUUGAUGCAUUUUGUAAAGAGAGAAGGAUCACAGAAGCUCAAGCAUUGUUUGCUAGGAUGAUGAAAUGUGGUGAGAGGCCUAAUGUUGUAACUCAUGGUGCUUUGAUGGAGGGGUAUUGUUUGAUGAAUAAUGUUAAUGAGUCAAAGAAAGUAUUCAACAAAAUGAUCCAAAGUGGUUUGACACCUACUGUAGUUAGUUAUAGUAUUUUACUUAAUGGACUCUGCAAGGCUGAUAUGGUCGAUGAAGCUUUGGAUCUCUUUAAAGAAAUGCACCGGAAAAACUUUGCCCCCAAUGUUGUAACUUACAAUGCUCUCAUUGAUGGCUUAUGCAAAUCAGGAAGAAUGUCAUCUGCACAAGAUCUUGCAUGUGAGAUGUAUGCCAGUGGUCAACCCCCUAAUAUAAUCACAUAUAAUACCUUGUUGGAUGCAUUUUGCAAAAGCCAAAAUCUCGACAUGGGAAUUGUGCUAAUUAAGCAAGCUAUUGAUCAAAGAAUUUGGCCUUGUAAGUACACAUAUAGUAUACUCAUUGAUGGUUUGUGUAAAGGUGGUAGACUAGAUACAGCCCAAGAGAUUUUUCAAUACCUUUUGGUCAAAGGCCAUCAUCUAGAUGUUUGUGCAUUUAACAUUAUGAUCCAUGGCCUUUGUAGAGAAGGCUUGCUUGAUGAAGGUAUGAUCUUGCUUCAAAAAAUGAAAGAGAAUGGCUGCCUCCCUGAUUUAAUAACAUAUAGAACACUUAUCCGAGCCUUUUUGGAAAAGAGUGAGAAUGCUAAGGUGGAGAAGCUUCUUUUUGAAAUGACUGAUAGUGGUCUUCUAAAACAAUAAAA